Emericellopsis atlantica is the source of this 1509-nucleotide messenger RNA. RefSeq lists its product as uncharacterized. Gene Ontology annotation, biological process: lipid storage. Bases 328 to 1215 code for a protein of 295 amino acids. Gene Ontology annotation, molecular function: lipase activity. Lineage: Eukaryota; Fungi; Ascomycota; Sordariomycetes; Hypocreales; Bionectriaceae. The record is from RefSeq and is a predicted model, not a curated record. The transcript has 2 exons. Gene Ontology annotation, cellular component: lipid droplet.
GAGGCACAGUGACGUGAUGCUUCGCUCUGGGCUCCUGGCCAAUCAUCGACAGUUUGCUCAGUGACGGGAAGUAAAUUCAUUGAAACAAAAUAUGCUUAAGCUCAAGUUCGCCGAAACUUACUCAUGGUUCAUUUUAAACUACCAGGUAUUCCAGUCGUGUACUGUAGACUUUGUGCAUGACCUAAACUCAAUGAGCUGUGUGCAGGGUAACUCAAUCUGCGCAGCGCGCCAACCUCCGCAGGCACGGCCUUGGCCGCGAUCAUUGGCGCACUGUCUUCCAUCGUAAACAAGACAACAACCACUCGACCUAAGAACUUCUUUGCCACGAUGCCAGCCGUAAUAUCCCUACCCUCUGCGAACCCAUCUUCAAAGUCCUUGAUCUACUUCAUCACCGGUAACCCUGGCCUGGUCAAAUACUACGAGCCCUUCCUCACCCUGCUGUCCUCGCUCACCCAUGGCUCUCACGCGAUAUACGGGCGAGACCUGUUCGGCUUCUCGCAGGAGGACACAACUCUAUACGACCUGGAAGAGCAGAUCGAAUGCAUUUACACCGAUCUCCGCGCGCAGAUCAAGGCUGGCGGGUACGAGAAUGUGAUACUCAUGGGCCAUUCUGUCGGCACAUAUAUCGCUGUCGAAAUCAUCGCCCGCAGUUUGGCGCGAGCCGACUUGACCAUACAGGGCGCUAUCCUGAUCACGCCGACCUUGACAGAGCUCGGGAAAUCGCCCCGUGGAAAGCAACUUGGUCGAUUGAUGCAUUGGCCUGUCAUCAGCAACAAUGCAUACAUCGUCGCCAAAGGAUUUCUUUUCACCCUCCCCGACGUUUGCAUAAAAUGGGUGUUGGGUACGAUCAUGGGAUUCACACCGGCAGCAGCCGAGGUCACACGAAACUUCCUCCGAUCGUCGCAGGGGGUGCGCGAAGCGCUGCAUCUCGGGGUUUCCGAAAUUCAUACCAUCAAGGAGGACGUCUGGGCCGACGAGGUCUUCCAAGUAGCCGAGGCUGGGGGAGUCAAGAGACUGUUCGCACUGUACGCCGACGAAGACUACUGGGUCGACGAUGAAGUCAGGCAAGUGUUGGUCAAGCGCAGAGGGGAGGACAUGGAAUGGAUGGUGGAGAGCGUCAGACAUGACUUUCCCACCACAGAAGAAUCUACGGUCAAGGUCGCCAGAAUCGUUUCCAACUGGGUUGAGCAGAUAAAGGGAGAGGAGUCGCGGUAACAUCGAGCAUGCGGGGGUUCACUCCGUGGGGAGCUGCUCUCCUCGACUCGUUUUCAUGAAAGGGCGUACGAACAACCCUGUAUCACUACACGAACGGUGGAACAAGCAAGAUAGACCGGAGCGCGUUAUAGAAAGGGAAGUUUGCAGGGGACUGGCAUCACGAUUCGGAGGAGUUUCCUAGAACCUAGAACCUAGACUUUAUCGGCAAUGGGUCAUGAUGAAAAGGUCGACAUGAUGCACGCCAUACGACAUACCUAAUAGACAUUGAAAUUGAAACCAAGCACACUUAUUGCA